UCCUCAUCCCUCUCUCUCGACUUUCCGAGAAAAGAUUCUAACGGCGUGAAAUCAGCAAUUGAUAACAGAAGUUGAGAUCGUUAAUUCAUCCUUUCGACUUUCGAUCUGCUGAUUAUCGUAGUUGUGUUUGUGAUUCAGUUAAUCUCUGAUUAAAACUGUAUUGAAGAUCGAAGAAGAGUUUGAAACAGAGAUGGCUCCUCAAAAUGUUGGAAUUCUCGCCAUGGAAAUCUACUUCCCUCCUACUUGUAUCAAACAGGAUACCCUAGAAGAUUUUGAUGGUGUUAGUAAAGGAAAAUACACCAUUGGACUCGGACAAGAUUGCAUGGCAUUUUGUUCAGAGGUUGAAGAUGUCAUCUCUAUGGGAUUGACAGCUGUCACAUCACUACUAGAGAAGUAUGAAAUCGACCCAAAACAAAUCGGUCGCCUUGAAGUCGGUAGUGAAACUGUAAUAGACAAGAGCAAAUCCAUCAAGACCUUCUUGAUGCAAAUCUUUGAGGAAUGUGGAAACACAGACAUUGAAGGUGUGGAUUCAACCAAUGCAUGCUAUGGUGGAACUGCAGCAUUAUUCAACUGUGUGAAUUGGGUGGAAAGCAGUUCAUGGGAUGGAAGGUAUGGAUUAGUUGUCUCCACAGACAGUGCGGUUUAUGCCGAGGGGGCUGCCCGACCAACAGGAGGGGCAGGUGCUGUUGCCAUGCUGAUUGGACCCGAUGCACCAAUCGCAUUCGAAAGCAAAUUUAGGGCAAGUCAUAUGUCACAUGUUUAUGACUUUUACAAACCCGACCUUGCAAGUGAAUAUCCAGUUGUUGAUGGAAAAUUGUCCCAAACUUGUUAUCUCAUGGCUCUUGAUUCUUGCUACAAAGGAUACUGUCAAAAGUAUGAGAAACUUCAAGGGAAACAAUUUUCAAUGGUGGAUGCUGAUUAUUUUGUGUUUCACAGUCCGUAUAACAAGCUUGUACAGAAGAGUUUUGCUCGUUUGGUGUUCGAUGAUGUUGCCAGAAAUGUCAGCUCUGUUGAUGAGUCUGCUAAAGAGAAGUUAGGUCAAUUCACGUCUCUAAAGGGCGACGAGAGCUACCAAAGCCGUGAUCUUGAAAAGGCAGCCCAGCAAGUGGCAAAACCAGAUUAUGAUAAAAAAGUGAAGCCAGCAACUUUGAUCCCCAAGCAACUGGGAAACAUGUACACUGCAUCUAUUUAUGCUGCUUUUGCUUCACUCAUUCACAACAAGAGUGACUCUCUGGAUGGAAACCGUGUAAUGAUGUUCUCAUACGGGAGUGGAUUAUCCGCUACAAUGUUUUCGCUACAUCUUAGCGAGGGAAAAGGACCUUUUAGUUUAUCAAACAUCGCAAAGGUCCUGAAUAUUGACCAUAAGUUAAAGACCAGGACAGAGGUUGUGCCAGAAAAAUUUGUCGAAUUGAUGCACUUGAUGGAGCACAGAUAUGGUGGGAAGGACUUUGUGACAAGCAAGGACACUAGUCAUUUGGCUCCAGGCACUUACUAUUUGACUGAAGUUGACUCCAAGUACAGGAGAUUUUAUGCCAAGAAGACAACCGAGUUGGCUAAUGGUCACUGAAGAGUGAGAACCGACACGGAGUCAGUUAUUAUUGAAAGCUUUUAGCUCUACAAGUAUGGUUUUGGUAAGGGGUGAUGUUGUAAGAGCACAUAAUAAUCUGCUUCUAUUUAUUUAAGUUUGUUACUUGAGAACUAAUGUCAAUUCUUAAGGAAUGUAUUUUUAAUCUAUCUUAUUAAUAAAAGUUUAUGAUUAUUGGUAUUCA
Messenger RNA from Lactuca sativa (garden lettuce), 1769 nucleotides. Its product is annotated as hydroxymethylglutaryl-CoA synthase. Lineage: Eukaryota; Viridiplantae; Streptophyta; Magnoliopsida; Asterales; Asteraceae. Gene Ontology annotation, biological process: acetyl-CoA metabolic process. The record is from RefSeq and is a predicted model, not a curated record. Gene Ontology annotation, molecular function: hydroxymethylglutaryl-CoA synthase activity.